Molecule: messenger RNA, 1261 nt
Organism: Xyrauchen texanus (razorback sucker)
Lineage: Eukaryota; Metazoa; Chordata; Actinopteri; Cypriniformes; Catostomidae
Product: ras-related protein Rab-27A-like
Exons: 6
Coding region: 184-852 (222 amino acids)
Biological process (GO): melanosome transport; positive regulation of exocytosis
Cellular component (GO): secretory granule; melanosome
Molecular function (GO): GTP binding; GTPase activity
Source: RefSeq, a predicted model, not a curated record
UUUACAUGCACUGGAGCUUCAUGUGGGUGUUGGAGCAACUUUAGGAAACAAAGUAUCCACAAAGUAUCACACACUCGUGUACCUGUUGUCGCUUGGUUUAAUAUUUCUGAGAAAGCUUUAAACAUCCAAAGAUAUCAAGAAACACUCCGGUAACUGUACUGGUCCUUGUUCUCAGCUCUCAGUAUGUCCGAUGGGGACUAUGAUUACCUCAUUAAGUUUCUCGCACUGGGGGACUCUGGGGUGGGAAAGACGAGCUUCCUGUAUCAGUACACAGAUGGCAAAUUCAACUCCAAAUUCAUCACAACAGUGGGAAUAGACUUUCGAGAAAAACGAGUGGUGUACAAAUCCAAUGGUCCUGAUGGCACAGCUGGCAGGGGGCAGAGAAUUCACAUUCAGCUGUGGGACACGGCUGGACAGGAGAGAUUUCGGAGUUUGACCACAGCGUUCUUCAGGGAUGCCAUGGGCUUCCUGCUGCUCUUUGACCUCACUAAUGAGCAGAGCUUUCUCAAUGUCCGGAACUGGAUGAGUCAGCUGCAGACACAUGCGUACUGCGAGAAUCCCGACAUUGUUUUAUGCGGAAAUAAAUCUGACCUGAAGGACCAGCAUGCUGUGAAAUCUGAGAAUGUGCGAGAGCUCGCAGAGAAAUACGGUAUCCCGUACUUUGAGACGAGCGCUGCGAAUGGUGAGAACGUGGGUCAUGCCGUGGAGGUUCUGCUUGAUCUCAUCAUGAAGCGCAUGGAGAGAUGUGUGGACAAAUCCUGGAUCCCCGACGGAAUGGUUCGCACCAACGGCCACAGCACCUGUGACCUCGCAGAGUCUCGGGACCAGGACCAGAGCAAGUGUGCCUGCUAGUGAGCGUGUCAGUGAUGUCACUUCCUGUUAACAGUAACAACCUUCCGUGUUUUGACUCAGCGAUUCGGCUAUAAGAACAUCGAAGACUCUCCGAUCUUUAUCAUUUCCUAUAAAUAAGUUUCAGAUCAGAGAAUCUACAGCACGUUAAAACAGGAUAGUCACAAUUGUUUUUUUCUCAGAACAAGUGGACAAAAGCCGCCAAGAUUGUCACCACAUUUUAAGGCUUUGAGUGCUUUUUACACCUAAUCUUUAUUCUAGAACCCAUAACGGAUCAGACUAAAUGUUUAUCGAGGGCCUGAGCCCUCUCCCUGUGUUUCACCAAGCACACACACACACACACACACACACACACACACACACACACACACACACACACACACACACACACACACACACACACACACACACA